AUGCCUCGGAGUAUAUCACGGUCGCCGUCGUACAGGCGGCGUUACUCUCCCUCACCUGUCAGUUACAAGCACAGCCGGCGCAGCAGAAGGGACCGAAGCCGCUCACCUUAUUCUAAUUCUCACGGCAGGCGAAGAAGUCGUUCGGCCACCCCUCGUCGUCGUAGAAGUCGUUCACCAACUUUGAGGCGCCGAAAAAGUCGGACUCCAACACCUAGGCGCCAUAAGAGGCAAAAAAGUAGGAGUACGUCAUUGUCUCCUUUGCCUAAGUCCCAAAGUCCAAGUCAUUCAUCAAUCGAGCGCAAAAAUGCCAUUGAAAAAUUGAGAAAGGAAGAAGAUGAAAAGAAAAGGCAACAGGAGGAGGAGCUCAAACUAUUGGAAGAGGAGACUGCAAGGAGAAUUGAAGAAGUAAUUCGUCAAAGAGUUGAGGAGAGAUUGAGUUCUGAAGAAGUAAAGCUGGAAACAGAGAGGAGAAUAGAAGAGGGUCAGAAGAAACUGUUUGAUGACGUUGAAGCUCAACUUCAAAACGAAAAGGAAGCCGCCCUUUUUGAAGCGAGACAAAAGGAAGUAAGUGUCUAUGAGGCUAGCUGA
Molecule: messenger RNA, 588 nt
Organism: Ilex paraguariensis (yerba mate)
Lineage: Eukaryota; Viridiplantae; Streptophyta; Magnoliopsida; Aquifoliales; Aquifoliaceae
Source: the annotation of a GenBank genome assembly